Molecule: messenger RNA, 768 nt
Organism: Selaginella moellendorffii
Lineage: Eukaryota; Viridiplantae; Streptophyta; Lycopodiopsida; Selaginellales; Selaginellaceae
Product: pentatricopeptide repeat-containing protein At2g35030, mitochondrial-like
Exons: 2
Coding region: 1-768 (255 amino acids)
Biological process (GO): RNA modification
Molecular function (GO): RNA binding; protein binding
Source: RefSeq, a predicted model, not a curated record
AUGGCGAUUUUAAUUCUCUCGUCCUGUCCAUCAAAUCGUACGGCAACUCGAAGAACUUGGGCGAGGAAAGUCCAUGCGAGGAUAGAACGGAACAGGGACCUGAAAGAAAGCUUGCAUCUGUGGAAUCUUGUGAUCGAGACGUAUGGAAAGUGCGGCAGCGUGGAGGAGGCUCGAGCGGUGUUUGAUCGGAUCAGCGACAGGAACUUGGUGUCGUGGAACAUCCUCCUUGCGGCAUAUGCCCGAAACGGGGAUAUUGCUCAGCGAUGGAAGUGUUUAGAGCGAUGCCAUCACCGGAUAUCGUCUCGUGGACAACCGUGGUUGCCGCAUUUGCCAAGGCGGGGUAUCUGCGUCGAGCGACAGAGCAGUUCGAUGCCUCACAAGAAUAUGAUCGCGUGGAACGCUAUGAUCACGGGUCAUGAAAAGGCUGGAUUAAUGGAAGAGGAAAAGAAGCUCUUCGAUUGCAUGCCGCUCAAGGAUGUGGUUUCGUGGAACGCUAUGGUGGCGGGAUAUGCCGGAAACGGGAAACUUGAUCUGGCGAGAGAGGUUUUCGAGAGCAUGAUCUUGCGAGACUCGGUGUCGUGGACGACGAUGAUCCGGAUUUACGUUGCUGGAGGAGAGAUUGGCGAGGCCAGAGCUUUGUUCGAGAGGAUGCCGAUGGAGACGGCGAUUCUCCAAGGCCACACCGAGAAUGGAGACUUGGAAGAAGCGAGAGUUUUGUUCGAGAAAAUCCAAUGCCCCGACGCGACUUGUAUAGCACCAUGGACAUGA